AUGGCUGAAACCACUGUCAGUUCCGUCACAAAAUGUCAACCAAAUGUUGAGCCUAAGAACGAGAUUUGCGAUGAAGAGUAUGAAUAUUACAGCCAAGAAUUUAAGGAUUUGUUCAAAUCACUUCCCAGAGAAAAGGGUUGGUCUUCUCCGUACAUUUAUCUGUAUCAGGAAAUUUGGUAUCCCCCAGUACCACUCCAAGGCGUACUCUCUUUUCAAAAGCACUUCCAAGCAAAAGACAGCGAUGUGGUUAUCGCCAGCUUACCAAAAUCCGGUACUACUUGGUUGAAAGCCCUUACUUUUGCCAUUAUGAAUCGUAAGUAUUUCUCUCCAUCACAAAGUAACCAUCCUUUGCUCAUUUCCAGUGCACAUGAGCUUGUUCCUUUCUUAGAGUUAAAUUACUCUGGAAAUUACCAAAUAUCUGAUCUAUCCAACCUGCCUGAACCAAGACUUUUUGGUACACAUGUUCCAUUUCAUUCAUUGCCCACUUCAACGAUCAAAUCCAAAUGCAAGACAAUUUAUAUAUGUCGAAACCCAUUUGACCAGUUUGUGUCUUUGUGGUCUUUCAUGAACAAAAUCACACCACCAUCCUUACCAAAAUUAUCAUGUGAGGAAGCAUUUGAGAGAUAUUGCUUGGGAACCCAAGAGGGUGGCCCAGUUUGGACACACAUGAUGAGUUAUUGGAAAGAAAGUAAAAGGACACCACUGAAGGUUUUAUUUUUAAAGUACGAAGAUUUGAAAGGAGACAUCCAAUUAUCCUUAACAAGAAUGGCUGAGUUCUUGGAAUGCCCUUUCACUUCAGAGGAGGAAAGUGAUGGAGUUAUUAAAAACAUAAUUGAGCUAUGUAGUUUUGAGAAGAUGAAGGAAUUAGAAGUUAAUAAGACUGGAAAAUUCUUGCAGCAAUUUGAAAACAAGGACUACUUCAGGAAAGGUAAGGUAGGAGAUUGGGUUAAUCAUUUUACACCUUUGAUGGUAGAGAAAUUGUCUAAACUAGUUGAUGAGAAGUUGGAUGGAUCAGGUCUGUUCUUGUAGUUUUACUUUUGACGAGAUACAAGAUUAAUUAGAUUUAAGAUUUUUGUUUUACUAGAGUGAUCUUAGUUUUGAAUUAAGAUUUUGUUUGAAUAAAUGUAAUCUUUUAUGUUAUUCUAGACUAUUGUUAUUUAACUCUUAAAACUUCUAAAACAUUUGCUCAAUUUGAAUGCUUCUGAUUGUCACGGUUUGAUUAUGAAUUGAAUAAGAUGUUGAGUAUUCUCUGCUUGAGCUUCUUCUCUU
Molecule: messenger RNA, 1269 nt
Organism: Neltuma alba
Lineage: Eukaryota; Viridiplantae; Streptophyta; Magnoliopsida; Fabales; Fabaceae
Product: cytosolic sulfotransferase 15-like
Exons: 1
Coding region: 1-1029 (342 amino acids)
Molecular function (GO): sulfotransferase activity
Source: RefSeq, a predicted model, not a curated record